Molecule: messenger RNA, 1071 nt
Organism: Kockovaella imperatae
Lineage: Eukaryota; Fungi; Basidiomycota; Tremellomycetes; Tremellales; Cuniculitremaceae
Exons: 4
Coding region: 59-1045 (328 amino acids)
Source: RefSeq, a predicted model, not a curated record
AGCGUCACUGACCUGCUGUUGAUGUUUUAACCCUCACUCACCUUUCGAGAUAACAGCCAUGUCUUUUCAGCAAGGAAGCCUAGAUAUCAUUCUCGAGCCUGGAGAAAACACUCUGGAGGACAUCAACUUCACGGGUGGCUUUCCGACUUCUCGAGACCUCGCACCGUCCAUUCUCUUCAUCGUACUGUACGCCUUGACUUUGCCUGUCCUGAUCUGGAGGAUCGUCUCCCCUCAGUAUCGCUCUUUGCUCCUUCUCCGGCCAGCCAUGUUCUUCACUUGCCGAAUGACAUCCCUCAUCAUCCGAGCUAUCAUGUCCAAAGUAUCGAGCUACAGUCUGGGACUGCUCGUGGCUGAGCUCGUCCUGAUUUCAGUAGGGUACUUGUUCCUGAUCGAGCCGGUGAUCAUAGCUUGGAAACGGCUCAUCUCGGCUCAGUAUCACUCGAGUAGCUCUCGUCAUCCACCCACAUGGCUCAAUGCUGUGAAGAAUGGAUUAUUGGUCGCGUUGAUAUCGACCAUUGUGAUCUUUGUGGUAUCGGGUAUCGUCUCGUCUCAAUCUCCCGCCCACCCAAACCUCCUGCAAGUUGUCAGGAUCCUCAGAGAGAUUUCUUACAUCCUGUCUCUAGGCAUCUCUAGUCUUUUGCUAGUCUUGGUCAUCGUGACGGGCAAAGUCUUCAAGCUGCCCGUGAUCAGAACUGCUUUCUUAGUGUCGCUCGCUGCUGGCAUGGUCACCACUGGGGCGUACCGGGUGGCUCAAACGUACUCAGUAAACCCAGAUUCCCCGGCGAGAUCUCUAGCAGCUUUCUGGGUCCUACAGAUCUCAGUCGAAUACGUCAUUUAUACACUCUUCCUGACCAUCUCGCUGCCUAAAUGGUUUCCAGCAGGCAAGGAGGAGGUGGAUACCGCAGGAGUGUGUAAUAAUGACCUUGAAAUCGGGUUGGUCAAUCAUCGUGCGACUGUCUCACAAGAGGUGAAGCUGAGGAAGAGGCCCUGGUAUCUCAAAGGCCCCGUCACCCGAUUCCUAGUCAGGGAUCGGUAUCAAGACUAGCCGUUACCGCGAUUGUGAGGACGCGG